CUCAGCUCUGCACUAGGAGACACAUUAGAUGGCUAUGUAAGAACAGAGGGGGCUUGGCUGCUUAGCACAAAGAAGCAAAUUUAUAAGACAAGUAGUGAAGAAGAAUGUGCGAAGCAAUGUGAAACUGAAAACAAAUUUAUUUGCAGGGCCUUCUUAUUCACCAGUAAAGACCAACAGUGUUUAACGUUGGCUGAGAACACCAAAAGAGCAGUAAUAUUCAGAAGGACAAAUGCAGUUCUCUAUGAAAAAAGAAUUUAUCUUUUAGAGUGCAAGAAGGGAAACGGGGUGGAUUACAGAGGAACAGAAGCCAAAACACAGACGGGUGUGCAAUGCCAGAAGUGGGCUGAUAAUGCACCCCAUAAGCCAAAUUACACACCUGAAAAAUAUCCCGAUGCAGGGUUGGAGGAAAACUACUGCAGAAAUCCCGAUAAUGAUGCAAAGGGACCUUGGUGUUACACAACAAAUCCUGCUACCAGAUUUGAUUAUUGUAACAUUCCAGAGUGUGAAGUGGAGUGCAUGCAUUGCAGUGGGGAAAACUAUCAUGGAGUAAUUUCAACAACAGUCUCUGGGAUUGAAUGUCAGCGUUGGGAUUCCCAGAAACCUCACUCUCAUGGAUACCUCCCUGAAAAUUUUCCAGAGAAGGAUCUGAAAAUGAAUUAUUGCCGUAAUCCUGAUGGUGAACCUCGGCCCUGGUGCUUCACUACCAGCCCCACUAAACGCUGGGAAUAUUGUGACAUUCCUCGUUGCACUACACCCCCACCGAUCCCUAAACCAGGGCGUCAGUGUCUGUCAGGAAGAGGAGAAGACUACCAAGGCACGGUGUCUGUUACAGAGUCGGGAAAUACCUGUCAGCAUUGGAGUGCUCAAUCUCCUCACAAACAUGCUCGCACUCCUGAAAACUACCCCUGCAAGAAUUUAGAGGAAAACUAUUGUAGAAAUCCUGAUAAUGAGCAGAGGCCAUGGUGUUACACCACCAACAGAACCGCUCGGUGGGAAUAUUGCACCAUACCUUCCUGUGAUGGACCAGAGUCACAGACCCCUGCUGUUGAUGUGCCUGAGCAGGCUCAAAUUAGUGAGGAGUGCUAUCGAGGCAAUGGUGUGAGUUAUCGCGGCACAAGUUCUUUUACUGUCACGGGAAAGAAAUGUCAAGCCUGGAACUCAAUGUCACCACAUCGCCACAAUAAAACGGCAGAACACUUCCCAAACGCGGACCUGAGGCAGAAUUAUUGCAGAAACCCAGAUGCCGAUAGCCGCCCAUGGUGUUACACCACUGACCCCAGUGUGAGGUGGGAGUACUGCAACCUGAAGAGGUGUGAUGAUCCUACGCAAGUGAAUUUACCCAAACCUCCUCAGACAACACUGCAACCAAACCCUGACUGUAUAAAUGGUAAUGGUAGAGAUUAUCGUGGUACAGUAGCAAAAACUGGAAGGGGCAGGACUUGCCAAGCAUGGAGUUCUCAGACACCUCAUAGCCAUGAUUAUUUCACUCCCCAAACUCAUCCGGAUGCCGGCCUAGAUAGUAAUUAUUGCAGGAAUCCUGAUGGAGAUGUGAAUGGACCUUGGUGUUAUACAACAGACCCAAGAAAAGCCUGGGACUACUGUGACAUUCCCAAGUGCCCUCCUUCUCAGUAUGAGUGUGGAAAAGCCAAGUUCAGACCAAAGCUGUGUGCUCAAAGGAUUGUUGCUGGGUGUAUUUCAAAUCCACACUCCUGGCCCUGGCAAAUCAGCCUUCGAACAAGUUAUGGCCUACAUUUUUGUGGGGGUACUCUCAUAGACCCACAGUGGGUUCUUACUGCUGCUCACUGUUUAGAGAAGUCAUCACGGCCAUCUGCGUACAGAGUAUUCCUUGGAUUACACAAAGAAAGAGCUUUAGAGUCAUCAGUGCAAAAACGAGAAGUCGAAAAAUUGUUCAAGGGGCCACGUGGAGUGGACAUUGCUCUGCUGAAAUUGAGCAGCCCAGCUGUCAUCAACGACCAUGUAAUCCCUGUUUGUUUGCCUAAAGAAAACACCGUGUUAGGAGGGAGAGAGGAGUGCUAUGUGACAGGCUGGGGGGAUACAAAAGGAACUGGUGGAGAUGGCUACUUAAAAGAAACUGGUUUCCCUGUCAUUGAGAAUAAAAUAUGCAACCGCCCUGAAUUUCUGAAUGGAAGAGUCAACAAUCAUGAGCUCUGUGCUGGGAAUAUUCAUGGAGGCACAGAUAGCUGCCAGGGGGACAGCGGAGGACCUCUAGUCUGUCUUGACCAAGAUAGAUUUGUCCAACAUGGAGUCACUUCUUGGGGUCUUGGAUGUGCCCAACCCAUGAAACCUGGUGUUUAUGUCCGAGUUUCUAAUUAUAUUUCUUGGAUGAAUGAUAUAAUGGAAAGAAACUGAUCCUAGGUCUUGGAUAUGGACUGCCCUCUCCUGGAAAGCAGUAUGCACAUAUAGAAAUAGAAGAUUCCAAGUGCAAUAUUAAAGUUGCAAUCAUUCCUAACAAAGUAAAAUAAAUGUGAUCAACCAUUU
Tinamus guttatus (white-throated tinamou) is the source of this 2499-nucleotide messenger RNA. The record is from RefSeq and is a predicted model, not a curated record. Lineage: Eukaryota; Metazoa; Chordata; Aves; Tinamiformes; Tinamidae.